AUGGCUACAUCUCACUGCUUAGAGAACCCCAAUCAACUUGCAAACAGUGAGACUUCAUUGCAGCUUAAUGAUGCGGUACAUCGUUCUUUACCAGAUGAGGCAGCCACAGAUACCUGCAAGUCCCAGUGGAUAGUACAAUUCGAAGACGGCGAUCAAAGUAACCCGAAACAUUUCAAGCCGAUAUGGAAAGCUUUCCUCACUUUUCAGAUGAGCCUUUUGGCUCUUACCGGGUCAAUGGGGUCCUCAAUUAUGGCUCCUGCUCAGUCAAAAAUUGCGUCGGAAAUGCACAUAGCACUGGAGGCGACGACCUUGACAGUGGCUUUGUUUGUUCUCGGUUGGGCGUUGGGCCCCAUGAUAUGGGCACCAAUUAGUGAGUUCUGGGGUCGACGCUGGGGUAUUCUUCCUGGUGUAUUCAUUUUCGGGCUCUUUACCAUUGGCAGUGCAACAAGCAAAAGUCCUGCUAGUCUUUUCAUAACACGUUUUUUUGGCGGUAUUUUUGCUUCGGCCCCUAUCAGCAAUGUACCAGCAGCCCUCGGUGAUAUAUACGAACCCCGAAGUCGUGGUAUAGCAAUGGCAUUUGUGUCGCUGUGCAUUGUGGGUGGCCCAACGGUAGGGCCAGUUAUUGGCGCUGCUCUCACAGUAAGCUCACAACUCGGAUGGCGCUGGACAGGAUACAUUGAAGCUAUCUUUAUCUUCAGCGUGUUUGCUCUCAGCUGUUUUACUCUGCCUGAGACGUAUCCGCCAGUGCUGCUAAAAAGAAAGGCUCGCCUUUUGAGAAAGUCCACUGGUGAUACAAGACAUUGGCAUCCUCUGGAAGAAGAGCGAAUUGAUAGGAGUACUCUACAUAAAUAUGUUAGCCGACCGAUUCGUAUGUUUUUCACGGAGCCAAUGCUACUUUUCGUCGCUAUUUACGCUUCAUUCACCUAUUCUCUCGUCUACCUUACCUUGGAAGUAUUUCCCAUCGUCUUUAAUGAGCAACGAAAAUAUCCUCUGGUGGUUUCGAUGCUGCCGUUUUUCGGAAUUCUUGUGGGCGUCAUUUGUGCUUUGAUCAUCAAUUUUAUGAACCAGCCACGAUAUGCUAGGGCUGUGAAGAAAAACAAUGGCAAAGCCGUACCAGAAGCACGGCUACCACCAAUGAUUAUAGGCGGCGUAUCGCUUUCUGCAGGCUUAUUCUGGUUUGGUUGGACGGCCGAUCCGAAGUACACGUGGGCAUUACCAACUGUGGCAUCAGCUUUCAUUGGCGCCGGCUUCAAUAUCGUAUUUCAACAGUGUCUUAACUUCUUGGUAGACACUUAUGGGUUGUAUGCGGCCAGUGCGGUCUCAGCCAACACGAUGCUACGGUCAUUGUUUGCAUUUGGCCUUCCUAUGGCAGCAAGACCAAUGUUUCAAAAUCUAGGAGUCGGUCCCGCAGCAAGCUUGCUAGGCGGGAUUUCUUGUCUUGCUCUGCCCGUGCCAUUUGCUCUAUUAAGGUAUGGUGCUAUUCUGAGGAAACGUUCAGAGUUUGUACCAGGAACAAAAGCAUAA
Talaromyces rugulosus is the source of this 1524-nucleotide messenger RNA. RefSeq lists its product as uncharacterized. The record is from RefSeq and is a predicted model, not a curated record. Gene Ontology annotation, molecular function: transmembrane transporter activity. The transcript is spliced from 5 exons. Bases 1 to 1524 code for a protein of 507 amino acids. Gene Ontology annotation, biological process: transmembrane transport. Lineage: Eukaryota; Fungi; Ascomycota; Eurotiomycetes; Eurotiales; Trichocomaceae.